Messenger RNA from Fusarium redolens, 1724 nucleotides. RefSeq names its product citrate synthase-like protein. The record is from RefSeq and is a predicted model, not a curated record. Gene Ontology annotation, biological process: tricarboxylic acid cycle. The transcript has a single exon. Gene Ontology annotation, molecular function: acyltransferase activity, acyl groups converted into alkyl on transfer. The coding region runs from base 52 to 1539 and encodes 495 amino acids. NCBI's taxonomy places the organism in Eukaryota, Fungi, Ascomycota, Sordariomycetes, Hypocreales, Nectriaceae.
UAUCAACCACUACAACAUUUUUCCCUUCUCCCAUCUUGUAUUAUUUCCAUUAUGGUCUCAUCACAGAACAAAGGCCGGCGCGAGACGCUGACGGUCGUGGACAACAGAACCAACCAAACCUACGAAAUCCCCAUCACACAUAAUUCCAUCCCAGCAACAGAAUUCAAGAAGAUCAAAGCCACGCCCGGCAACGAUCGCCAAGAGGAUGAAACUACACAAGGUCUUCGGGUGUAUGACCCCGCGUACAUGAACACUGCUGUCGUGCAGAGUAAAAUCACCUACAUCAACGGCCUAGAUGGUGUUCUUCGGUACCGCGGAUAUCCGAUUGAGCAAUUGGUCGAAAAGAGCAACUUUCUCGAGUCUGCUUAUCUGCUCAUCUAUGGUGAACUUCCAACGAAGGCGCAGUACGAUGACUGGCAUGGCGAGGUGAUGCAUCAUACGUAUAUUCACAGCGACAUUGAGAAUAUGUUCAAGUCGUUCCGCUACGAUUCUCAUCCCAUGUCCAUGCUUACUGCGGCCUUUGCUACGCUUGGAGCAUUUGCUCCGGAGGCUAAUCCCUCGCUUGCCGGCCAGAAGCUUUAUACCAACGCUGCUUCUGGUAACAUGGACGCCCUCAAGAUACUGGACAAGCAGAUUCUGCGUGUCCUUGGAAAGGCACCGACUUUGGCUGCAGCGUCGUACAGAAUGCGACAGGGUCGACCGUUCAACCGCCCAGCGCAGGGCUUGUCAUACACCGGAAACUUUCUGCAUCUGCUCGACAAUCUGUCUGAGCCUGAUUACCAACCGCAUCCUGUUCUUGCCAAGGCGCUGGACAAACUUUUCAUCAUCCAUGCUGAUCACGAGGUCAACUGCUCUACCGCUACAGUCUUGCAGGUAGGAAGUUCUUUGGUAGACCCCUACAGCGUUGUUUCAGCAGGAUGCGCAGCCCUGUAUGGUCCAUCUCACGGCGGAGCUUCAGAGUCAGCGAUCAGAAUGCUCAUUGAGAUCGGAUCGCCCGAAAACGUCCCAGCAUUCAUGCAAGCUGUUGAGCGAAGAGAGCGUGUCCUUGUAGGCUUCGGCCAUCGCGUCUAUAAAAACGUGGACCCCCGCUCAACAGCCAUCCGCAAACUUGCCGAAGAAGUAUUCGAAGUCACCGGACGAAACAACCUUCUCGACACAGCCCUAACGCUAGCAGACUACGCCCGCAAGAGCGAAUUCAUGCGAAGCAGGAACUUGUACCCCAACGUAGACUUUUACUCUGGUCUGAUCUACCAAGCCAUGGGAUUCCCGCUCGAUUUCUAUCCUGUGUUGUUUGCUGUGCCUCGAUGUGUUGGUUGGUUGGCGCAUUGGAGACAGAUGAUGCUGAAUAAAUCAGGCGUCAAGAUCUGGAGACCGAGACAGAUUUAUAUUGGUGAGGGGGAGAGGGAUUAUGUUGAGACGGGGGAUAGGAAGGCGAAGACUGAUGCGACUGUUUUUGAUGCUCCUGUUAAGGUUGAACAUGGAGGGGAGAAGCAGCGGACCCUACUUGCUGCUUCUGCAGGGCUGAAGAGUAAGCUGUAAUGGUUGAGCGGAGUUUAGGGCUUGCUAUGUAUUCUGUCACUUUUGUCUUCCACGGUAAAGCAGAUAUCGAUGCGAUAAUAGUCUAAUCUAUUUGUAUUCUUAUCUCCAUUCUGCCGCCAUUUAUAACGCCAGUAUUAUGUAUAUAGUCUAUCACCAAGUAUUAUCAAUAAAACAGCUUGACUUCA